UCGCGGGCGUGGGGCGGCGGGUAUGCGCGUGCGCGCCCGGUGUCUGGUCGUGCUUUGACAGGCGGCGGCGGUGGCGGCGGGCUCUUCUUGCCUGGGCUGAUCCAGACACCCGCGGCGGCGGUGGCGACCCCGCGGCGGGCGCGGAAAUGUGGCCGCUGGUGGUGGCGUUGCUGCUGGGCUCGGCGUGCUGCGGUUCAGCUCAAUUAAUAUUUAAUAUCACAAAAUCAGCAGAAUACACCAUUUGUAAUGAAACUGUCGUCAUCCCAUGCUUUGUUGGUAAUUCGGGAGCAAAGAGCCUUAGAGAAAUAUAUGUAAAGUGGAAAUUUAAAGGAAAAGACAUUCUCAUCUUCGAUGGAGAAAAAGAAAGUUCCAUCACCAACAAUGAAUUUAAGAGUGCAAAAAUUUCGCCACCUGAUUUACUGAAUGGGAUUGCCUCUUUGAAGAUGGAUAGGAGUGAAGCUGUCGUUGGAAACUACACUUGUGAAGUAACAGAAUUAAGCAGAGAAGGGGAAACCAUCAUAGAGCUGAAAUAUCGUGUUGUUUCAUGGUUUUCUCCAAAUGAAAAUAUCCUCACUGUUAUUUUUCCAAUUUUGGCUAUACUGUUGUCCUGGGGACAAUUUGGUAUUGUGACACUUAAAUAUAAAUCGAGUUACACAAAGGAGAAAACCAUUCUUUUAUUUGUUGCUGGACUAGUGCUCUCUGCCGUUGUCAUCGUUGGAGCCAUUCUUUUUGUCCCAGGUGAAUAUUCAGCAAAAAAUGCUUCCGGACUCGGUUUAAUUGUAAUUCCUACAGCGAUAUUAAUAUUACUUCAGUUCUGUGUUUUUAUGAUAGCUAUUGGGAUGUCCUCCUUCACCAUUGCCAUAUUGAUACUUCAGGUGCUGGGCUAUGUGCUCUCUUUGGUUGGCCUAAGCCUCUGUGUCACAGAGUGCACCCCAGUACAUGGCCCUCUUCUGAUUUCAGGUUUGGGUAUUAUAGCUCUAGCAGAAUUACUUGGAUUAGUUUAUAUGAAAUUUGUUGCUUCCAAUCAGAAAUCUAUACAACCUCCUAGGAAAGCUGUAGAGGAACCCCUUAAUGCAUUUAAAGAACCAAAAGGAAUGAUGAAUGAUGAAUAACUGAAGUGAAGUGAUGGACUCCGAUUUGGAGAUGAGUAAGAUGUGAAAGGAGUACACUUGUGUUUAAGCACCAUGGCCUUGAUUCACUGUUCAAGAGAAGAAAACAAGAAACAUAAAUGGUAUUCAUCUGUGAGAGAAUAUAAUUCAUUGACCCUUAAAAUGAUUGUUACAGUUUUUAUUCAAAGCAUAUGUAAUUUAGUUAAUAAAAGAAUCACGAUGUGGUAUGUGCCCAAUUGAGAUCCAGUUUAGGUUGUUUUUUUUGUUUUUGUUUUUGUUUCUGGUUGUUAUUUUUACUCAAUUAGGGGCAAAAAUUAGAGUGGGCAACUCCCAAGAAUGACGUCUCUCAGAUAUUAGCGUCCUUGACUCUAGGCCACAAGUGUAAAUUGGCUCAAGGUGAGAAUUACCUGAUCAAUUAGUAACAGAGGUAUCUAUGAACAACAGUGGCUUCCAGUUAACCUUAGCAAACUCAGAUUUCUAGCAGCUUUGACAUCUGUGGUGGUGACUAAGUAAUAUGUCUGCCACUUCUAGGUCAAAGAAAUAACCUGUUAGUAUGGACAGAAAUUUGGUUGGGAGCAUCUUGUAUGUCACCUUUGUGUGACAUGGUACCGAUGUGGAGGUCAUGGUCUUCCUUCCUGGGGGUUGCCUUUCCCAUUCUUCCUUCAACUUGCAAUGUAACAGAUCUUUUGCAGAUUUUUAGGAUAAUUUUAUCAAUGAAUGUGUUUUUCCUUUAUUCGCACAACCUGUAUAGCCUGUCUUGUCCCCUUGUUAUUUGCUUCUGCUGUACAAGACAUAGAACCUUUUCUCCUCUUUGAACAUGGUCCAGUGACACAGUAGCAUCAUUGCAGAAAGGAGCCAGACUUGUUCUCAAAGAACUAUGUUCACUUUUCAGCAAAAGUAGCAAUGGUUGUAACAUAUGUAUUCCCUUCCUCUGAUUUGAAGGCACAAUCAAUAAUGUUUCUUCACUUCUUUUCUGAUCUGGGGCAUGAAAAACGAAGAUUGAGAUUUGAACUAUGAGUCUUCUGCAUGGCAACAUAAUGUGUGUCACCGUCAGGCCAAUGGGCCAGCCCUUGCGAGGGUGGUUUUCUUACUGUUGUAUCUCUGUUGCAUGAUAAACACUCAUCACUUUCCUCCUGUAGUCCUGCCUCGUACUCCCCUUACUCUAAGAUUGAAAGGUAAAACAAAACCCCCACUUUUCCCACCCCUUUAGAAGAAAAUUAACAUUCUGACAGUUGUGGUCGCCUGGAGUACUUAUAGAUUAUUAGCACUCGUCUUCCUCCUUUGUGGGUGUGUGUUCGUAUGUGCUCAUGUACAAGAUAGGCACAGGCAUCUUCUGUAUGGACAAAAGUGGGGUACCUACAGGAGAGCAAAUGUUAAUUUCAUGCUUUUAGUAAAAACAUUUAAAAACAAAGAUCUUUAUUCGGUGGAAUUAUAUUUGAUGCAAAUAUUUGAUCAUUAAAAUCUUGUAGGUAAUUUGCCCAGUUUUUUGACUGCUCACCAAUAACCUCUAAAAAUACUAAUUAUUCUUCCUAUUUGUGUAAUAAUAAGACAUUCAUAUUUGUAGUUGCAUUAUUAAUAGUUAAUUCUUAGUCCAUUGAGUGUUCUCAUGUGCCUCUUUUAUUCCAAAUUAACUGUCAUAUAUCAUAUUGGGUCCAAGUGGUUUGCUCAGGGCAAACCUAAAUUUAUGACCUGCUGAUGUUACUCAGAAAACUGAGUAACACUGUAAACACACUGGAAAAUGAAUACACAAAAGACAGCUCUUCUUGAAAAACAAACAAAAAAAAUUCUUCCCUAAUUCUGUUGCUGGCCAAAAUAAUAGCCUGUGUAGAGGGGACUGCAUUCCUUUAUAAAAAUUAGAUGACUCCUGUUGCUCUUUUUCCUUCCGAAAAUAUUUAUACUUUACUGAUGUUAUUUGUUACUUGAGUGAUCAACUUUGAUGGAGGGGGAAAAACAGAUGAACUUGAAAAAACUCUAAAUUCUUGUUCUCUAUUAAGGAAAAGGUAUGAAAAUCUUUAUAGCAAACUCUUUUAUAAACUAAAGUUUACCUUUUAAUAUGUCAUAAAUUCUCAUUUAUUUGGAGUUCAGUCUUGGGAUGUCUCCAAUGUUUAUGUUCUCUUAAUGCUGCCUACUUUUGAGGCAUUCACUGCCCUAGACACCUUCCAGAGGUAGCAGGAGAAAUGCCAGAUAAAAUCAACUCUUGCUCUUCCUAGUUGUCAGAUUCUCUAGAAAAGGGACCAGAGCAGCAGGAGCCCCCUUGCUUGGGCAUCCUUGGGCCAGUUCAUUCUUUUUAAAUUAGUCUUGUCAUGGCUCCCAGUUCUCUGCCAUAGCAAAUUUAAAUUGCUAAUGAUGUGUGAGCAUCAGAUAUCUGCCCCUCUUCCCCCCAUCUGCUUUUCCUCACUGAUCCCAAUUUUGUGGCCUAUCCGCCCAUUCAACUUUCUUUAUUGUACGUUCUCAGAGUGACACCACUUGUCAUAUUUACAACAACCUUUCUGACCUUUCAGCCAAAUCAGACUUUGUUCCUGCCUUCAAAACAUUAUCCUCCUGCCCUCCCUCCCCACUGGCUCUCUUUUGCAGUCAACCCCAUCUGUCUAGCUGCCUUUUGCAUCUCUCACCUUUCCUAGUAUGUCAUGUGAUCCUGCAUAGCUCUUGUGGGUUUUGUUUGUUUUGUUUUGUUUUCACCUUGCUUCUCUCACUCAAUUUAAAAAUUCCUCCCUAGCGAGAGCUUUCUUUUUUACGUCUUCCUUUCUCUUCCUGCAGUGUUUUGCAUAUAUUAGCUGCUCAGUAUAUAAGUUUGAUAUUUGAGAGUUGACUAUAUGAAAUAGUAGAUUUCCCACUAUUUUUAACAGGGUGAGCUAGAGAGUUUUCUUCUUUUAAUAACUUUCAUAUGUUCUGAAAACCUUAAAAGGUGACAGUUUUUCACUAGGAAAAUUCAGAUCCAUCUGUUUAAAUUUCUGAGAAUGUGAGGAUCAAAAUAAUGGGGAUACCCCCCUAGUUGAGAGUAUUGUUCUUUUUUAGGAUGCUGUUGUCAAUUUUGUAAGUGACCAACCAAAUUGUGGUUUGAGUUAGUAAAGCUCAAAAAGUGAUAAUAAGUUCACUACUUCAUUUCAUUUAUAAAAGGUAAGCUCUAUAUCACCUUAUAGAUUUUUCUUGUCCUAAAAUAGGUAUUCAGAACCAGAGAUCUUGUGUAUGUAUGGAAUACGUACCUGUUUGUUUACUUGUCAUUGGAAACUGGAGAAAUGAUUUUGGGCAACCUUUAUCUUUUUAUUGUGUUUGACGGAGAAUUUGUUUAGAAACAUUAGUUUUACCUUUAUCAUAUUUUCAAAAUCACUAACUGCCAUCACCCACACCCCACUUUGUUAUGUCAUUUUCAGUGGCUAAUAGGGAUAAUCCAGUUAACUUUCCAGAAAAGAGCAGUGAACAGGAAGUUUUCCUGCAUUUGGCUUUUGACAGCUCUUAUCAUUUAGGACCAAGUUUCCAUUACCUUUAGUCUUUUGGAAAAAUAAAAGAGGGCAUUUGUAAUAAGCUUCUCUAUAAGACAUCAGUGGAAUCUUAAAAGUGUUGUUAACAUGGUUGGUGAGAGGGGAAACAUUUUAGUUUUUAUUAGCCAGAGCGUUAUUUACAAAAAGCCAUUGUUGAGAAUUAGAUCCCACACCAUAUAAAUAUCCAUUAACCAUUCUAAAUAAAGAAAACUCCAGUGUUGCUAUGUGCAAGAUCCUCUCCUGGGGGCUUUUUCCAUAGCAAUUAAAGGUGUGCUAUUUGUCAGUAGCCAUUUUUUGCAGUGAUUUAAAGACCAAAGUUGUUUUACAGCUGUGUUACCGUUAAAGGUUUUUUUUAUAUGUAUUAAAUCAAUUUAUCACUGUUUGAAGCUUUGAAUAUCUGCAAUCUUUGCCAAGGUACUUUUUUAUUUAAAAACAUAACUUUGUAAAUAUUACCCUGUAAUAUUAUAUAUACUUAAUAAAACAUUUUAAGCU
Molecule: messenger RNA, 5080 nt
Organism: Condylura cristata (star-nosed mole)
Lineage: Eukaryota; Metazoa; Chordata; Mammalia; Eulipotyphla; Talpidae
Gene: CD47
Product: CD47 molecule
Exons: 11
Coding region: 147-1112 (321 amino acids)
Biological process (GO): positive regulation of phagocytosis; positive regulation of inflammatory response; positive regulation of cell-cell adhesion
Cellular component (GO): plasma membrane; extracellular exosome
Molecular function (GO): thrombospondin receptor activity
Source: RefSeq, a predicted model, not a curated record